Molecule: messenger RNA, 7105 nt
Organism: Monodelphis domestica (gray short-tailed opossum)
Lineage: Eukaryota; Metazoa; Chordata; Mammalia; Didelphimorphia; Didelphidae
Source: RefSeq, a predicted model, not a curated record
AGGAGAAGGACUGUAUCAAUCUAUAAACCCUAAGGAUCCAUCAGCAGUACCCAAAUGGCGUUCCAAAGGAAUAAAGCAAAGGAUUCAUACUGUAACUGUGAAAAAUGGAUCCAGGGGACUAGAGUUCAAACUUGGAUUCUGUCCAAAGCAUUAUUAUAGCUGUACCAAUAUUGUUAAAGCUACAAUUCCAAAGAAUUUGGCCAACAGUCAUUGAAUGCUUGUGUUUUUGAAGGUAUGACUCAAUUGUAGUAAAUUCUUUUAACUAUUUGCUGACUUUGAUUUGAACUUUGUUUUUGUUGGGGGGAAAUAGUGUGUAUAUUUAUGAGGGAGCAGCUCAUGAAAAUACCAAAUAAUUUUAAUCAUUACUGAUCCCACCAAGAGGAUCUCAUGCCUCCCCGUGCAAAUGCAUGUUAUAAUUUGGAACACUCUGCCCUAAGUCUUUCUAAGGGACACACCUGGAAUCUUUCCUAUUGGUUAAAUUGCAAAUGAUUAUUGAUAAACAAGCUGCAUGUCUUAAUGGAUCUGCUCUGCCCUUUCCUGCCUAUAUAUUAAUUAUCCUAUCAAGAAAAAGUAGUGCAUCACUAUACAUAUGAUCAUCCCAUCAAUGAUGAAAGGAGAAAGGCUUUGCAAAUAAAAAAUCCCUAUAAAAAUCCUAUAAAAGAACUAUAGUUUUAUAUUUACAACUAUCAGAGAAUAGUGAUGGGAGCAGCUGGGUGACUCAGUGGAUUGAGAACCAAGCCUAGAGACUGGAGGUCCUGGAUUCAGAUCUGGCCUCAGACACUUCCUAGCUGUGUGACCUUUCAGUAUUGAUUCUAAGACAGAAGGUAGGGGUUUAAAAAAAAAAAAGAAUAGUGAUGCAGACCACAUUGGCUCUCAGUUACUUCAGGUUUGUUUCUUUUUUUUUUUUCCCAUAAUGGGCAAAGCUAUAUUCUUUUUCAGUGUUGGUGGCCUAACUUUCCUUGCUGGGGAUCUUUUAUGUAGAUUUUGGAGAAGAGUGAUUAACUUGAAUGCCAAAUAUUGUUUGAAACCUACAUUUUUCUAUAUAAAUAUAGAUGUUGUUGUAUAUACUGAGUCCACUUCUGUCUAGAAAUGUAACUUUUCUUUCUUAUAUUCAGUAUGAAACAAAAGAUUAUGAUGAGAAAAAAAUCCUCAAUGCACCAAAAUAUUUAUAGCAUCCUUUUUUGCAAUAGCAAAGAAUUAGAAACAAUGAAAAUGUCUAUUUGGGAAACAAAUUGUGGCUUGUGAAUAUAAUGGAAUGUUAUUUUUCUGCAAGAAAUGACAAAUAGUGGGGGCAGCUGGGUGGCUCAGUGGAUUGAGAGUGAGGCCUAGAGACAGGAGGUCCUAGGUUCAAAUCCAGCCUCAGACACUUCCUACCUGUGUGACCCUGGGCAAGUCACUUAACCCCCAUUGCCUAGUCCUUACCACUUGUCUGCCUUGGAACCAAUACAAAGUAUUGAUCCUAAGAGGGAAGGGAAGGGUUUUUAAAAAAAAAAAAAGAAAAGAUAUGAGAAGUCGCUUUUAGAUUUAAUCACGGAAGCUAUACACCCCCACUUUACACUCAAGUGGGGGGAGGUCCAUAACCCACAUGCUAAAGUGGGUGACAAUUCAGAAACUACUGCCUGGGAAAUCCUAAGAAAAUUUAGAAACUACAAUUGGUAAAGUAGAGGCAAGGCACAGGCAGUGAUGAAGAGAAGGGUCUUUAAAAAUAGUUGCAACUUCCUGUGAGUGAGUUAUUUGAGCUCUUUCAAGACUGUGAAGGCUGGUGGAGGAUCAUUUGGUGAGACUGCUAUUUACUUUGGAUUGGUGAGUGGGAAAGACUGAUCUUCCUUUCCUGACUUCCAGAGAGAUUAACACCAGACAGGCCUCCAUCUCAGAGGCCACAUGGGUAAUAUCUAAUUUACCUCUGGACCCUCCGGCUGGACUUCUGGAUCCCUGCUGGAGCAAAGCCAGGUGCUGGAGCAGAUAUUUAGCUCAUUAAGCUAAAUUUCUUACUUGACUCUCUUUCUCAUUUCUCUACCUUACUCUUUUCCUCUAUUUUGUAAAUAAAAGUACUAUAAAGUCAUUUGACUUGUAUAUAUUAAUUUCAGUGACCACAUUUCUCUUAUACUUAGUCCAACCUUAAUUUUUAACCCUUACAAUAUAUUUUGCAUAUUUUCAUACAUUUUUGAAGUAUCAGUUGCUGACUUUUCUUUUUCCUUUUUGGGGACAGUUGAAUAAAAAUAUCAUUUGUUCAGUGGGGUGACUCUUGGGAGGGAGAAGGGAGGAAUGGUGUGGGAAAUUUUGAUGAUGAAAAAACCUAAGACAUCAAUAAAAACUUAUUUCAAAAAAAAUUUAGCAAUAUGAAGACAGGAGAACAUAGAUGAUGAAUUUGGUGGGGAAAUUAUAAGCCUAGUCUAGAGAAAUUAUAUAGGAGGGAUCAGGAACUUCAAUGUCUACCAAAGCUCACUUGCCAAAACCAGAGCAAUUGAUAUUUUUAACUUACCUUGAUUAUGAUUUUAUCCUUUGAAAGGGGAAGAAAAUAAGAGAACUGUUAUUCUGAAUCUGAUUCUGAUCAACAAGGAAGAGUUGGUAGUUGAAGUAGAAGUGUUCAAAAUAAGGGAUAAGUGAGUAUGGGUAAACCAUAGUGCAAUAGAAAGCCAGGCAUCAUCUAAUGUGGAUAUAGAUUUAAGAGUAAAUUUUAGAGGCUUCAGAGAAAGAGUAUUAUUCUAAAUUCUAAAUUCUAUUCUAAAACCUAAAAUUCUACUGAGGAAGACAGUGCUAGGCUAAAGGGAAACUCACAUUUCUUUAUUUUUUAAUAAUAUUCCCGCUUCCCCCCCCCCCCACCAUUUAUAUGUAAGAACCAUUUUAAACUUUUAUUUUAACAUUUAACACUUUUUAACAUUUGUUUUAACAUUAAUUUUGAGUUCUAAAUUCUCUCCCUUCUUUUGACCUCCCCUUCCUCUCUCUCUCUCCCCCCUGAGAUAGCAAGCAGUCUGAUCUAGAUUCUUCAUGUAUAAUCAUUUAAAAUCUUUUUUUCUCCCUGUUAAUUGUUUUGUGGAAGAAUUUUCAAAUGGAAAAAAGGAAAGAAAAUGAAGUAUUUGUUUCCAUCUACAUUCAGACUCCCAUUCUUUCUUGGAUUAGAGUGGGGAGAAACUUAGAGCAGGCUAGCACAGGAGCGGGUUAUUACAGUAGUCCCAUGUUUGAGGUGAUAAGGAUCUUCAUAAGGAUGAUAACAAUAUCAGGGGAGAAAAGGAGGCAUGCUCCUGAGGUGUUGUAAAGGUGAAACUGACAGAAUCUGGCAACAGACUGAAUAUGAGGGGUGAGAAAUAGAAAUUGGUCAUAGGUCUUAAGCCUGGGGAACUUGGAGGCUGGUGUUGCCCUUUAUGGUAAUAGAGAAAUUAGGAGCAGGAAGGGUUUAGGGAGAAAAGUAAUGAGUUCAGUUUUUAAUCCAUUAAGUUUAAGAUAUCUGCUGGACAUCCAGUCUGAGAUAUUUGAAAGGCAAUUAGAGAUGCAAGAUUAUAGGUCAGUGGAAAGGUUAGGGCAAGAUAGUUAGAUUUGAGAAUUAUUAGCAUAGGUAUGAUAAUUAAAUCCAUGAGAACCAAUGAGAUUGCCAAGUGAAGAAGAGGAGGAAGAAAAAAGAGAUCUUAGAAUCUCAGAAUAAAACCCCAUGGGACUCUUAUGAUUAAAUGGCAUGAUCUGGAUCAGGAUCCAGUACAGGAGACUAAGAAGGAAUAGUCUGAUAACUCAGGACAAGAAGUAAGUGGUGUCCCAAAAACAUAGAGAUGGGUGAUCAACAGGGGUCAAAGGUUUCAGAGAAGUCAAGAAUGAAGACUUGAGAAAAGGCCAUUGAAUUUGAUAAGAGAUCAUUGAUAAUUUCGAAGAAAGUAGUUUCAGUGGACUGGCGAGGGCAGAAGCUAGAUUUUAAGGAGUUAAGAAAGGAGUAGAGGCUCCUGUUGUAGAUAGCAUCCUCAAGGAUUCAGCGAUGAAGGGCAGAAGAAAUAUAUGACAGUAGCAGAGAUGAAAGAAUCAAAUGAGGGUUUUUUGAUAAUGGAAGAGAGAUGGGUAUGUUUUUAGGCAGUAAAAAAUAGCUAGUAGAUACAAAGAUUGAAGAUAAGAGAUGAGUGGGGAUGACAGAAGAGGCAAACAGUGGUUGGGAUGGAAUGGGAUCACCAGUGCAGCUGGUAGGAUUGGCCUUGGUAAGGCUACCUCUUCAUGUGAGACAGAGGUGAAGGAGGAGAAAAUGGCAGAAGGCACCUGAGUAAUAAAAAGAAAAGAGGGCUAUGUGAAUUGCUUUAAUUUCUAAAAAUAAAAUGUGGGACAAGGAUCUCAGCUGACAGGAUAGGGAAAAGAUAGGCAAUGGGAGAUUUGCAGAAGGUUGAAAAUUUUCAGAAGAGCUCUUGUGGAGAGUGGAAUACUAAAUUGAUAAGGGAAGGAUUGCCUAGCAGCAAUUGAAGUUAACAUAAAUUUAUAGUGGGCUCAGUCAGAAUAGUUGUGUGAUUUUCUUCACCUACAUUCAGGAGCAUGUAUGUACAAAUAAAAGUGGCAGGUGGUGGGAGUUACCUAAGGCUAAGCCAUGGCCAGAUGUAACUGGCAAUAUGAUAGGGGACUGGGAACAUAAGACAGUAUAGAGUUGAUUUGGUUCACCAAGGGAUGAAGAUGGAGGAAAGAGGAUAGAGUGGUUUGUGUAAGGGAGCUGGCCUGGAAGAAAACUGAGGAGUCAAAGGUCUGGAGGUCUCAGUGUGGAAGAAGAAUAAGUGGUAGGGGAAAAGAGAAGAGGUAGAAAGCCAAUAGUCUGUGGUCAGUCAACAAGGUGCUUUUGAUGGCAAGCUCAUAUGACUGUCUUUGAGGGGGAAUUGGGGGCAUGGAGCAAUAGAUCAUGGGGUGAAUAGGUGAAGGAAUUAUCUAGAGACUGAUAUGGAUAUAUGGGGAAUUCAUUUGUCAACUUAGAUUUUUCUUAAAGACAUACCAACUAUUUUAAAGAGCAAUUCGGAAUUAUGCCCAAAGAGUUAUAAAACUGCAUAUACAUUUUGACCCAGCAAUACCACUAUUGAGUUUAUGUGACCAAGUCAGCUCUCUUUGUAGUGACAAAGACGAAGUUGAAGUGAUGUCCAUCAAUUGAGGAAUGACUGAACAAAUUGUGGUAUAUGAUUGUGAUGGAAUACUUUUGCACCCUAAGAAAUGGCAAGCAGUUUAAUUUUUUUUUAAUGGAAAGACCUACAUGAAAUUUUGAAAAGUGAAACAAACUAAACCAAGAGAAUAUUAUAUACAGCAACAGAAUUAUUGUUUGAAGGAUCAUUUGUGUAUGACCACUUCCAGGGAAAGAACCAAUAAAUAGAAAUAAGUGAGACAUUUUAUAUAUACAUGUAAACAUAUGUAUAUACAUAUACACACGCACACACAUAUAUAUUUUUCCAAAUGAUGGCUUCUCUAAUGCAGGAAGGAGAAGUAAGGAGGUAAUUACCUGGAUAUUUUAAUGUAACAAACACUUAAAUUUAAAAUAAAUAAUUAAAAGACAUACCUAAGGGAACUUGAAACAAAGCAGAUGCCUUUUUUUUUUUUAACCCUUACCUUCUGUCUUAGAAUCAAUACUAUGUAUUGGUUCCAAGGCAGAAGAGUGGUAAGGGCUAGGGAAUGGGGGUCAAGUGACUUGCCCAGGGUCACACAGCUGGGAAGUGUCUGAGGCCAGAGUUGAACCUAGGACCUCCCAUCUCUAGGCCUGGCUCUCAAUCCACUGAGCUACCCAGCUGGCCCCGAAGAUGCCUUUUAACAUUAACUGAUUGAAAAAAAAAGUGUUACAUGAAUAUGAUGAAAUAUUAGUGCACUAUAAGAAAUUACAAUUGUGAUUAUAGAGAAUGAGGCAUCUAGGCUGAGUUAAGCAAAACCAGGAAAAUCUAUACAAUUAUAAAAAUAUAAAUGGAAAUUCAAAAUGGAUGAAUGACUUGAACAUAAAGAAGGAAACUAUAAGAAAAUUAGGCGAACACAGAAUAGUAUACAUGUCAGACCUUUGGGAAGGGAAAUACUUCAAAACCAAGCAAGAAUUAGAAAGAAUUACAAAAUGCAAAAUAAAUAAUCUGGAUUACAUCAAAUUAAAAAGUUUUUGUACAAACAAAACCAAUGUAACCAAAAUCAGAAGGGUAGCAACAAAUUGGGAAACAAUCUUCAUAAAAACCUCUGACAAGGGUUUAAUUACUAAAAUUUAUAAAGAACUAAAUCAAUUGUACAAAAAAUCAAGCCAUUCUCCAAUUGACAAAUGGGCAAGGGACAUGAACAGGCAAUUCUCAGCCAAAGAAAUCAAAACUAUUAAUAAGCACAUGAAAAAGUGCUCUACAUCUCUUAUAAUCAGAGAGAUGCAAAUCAAAACAACUCUGAGGUAUCAUCUCACACCUAGCAGAUUGGCUAACAUGACAGCUAUGCAAAGUAAUGAAUGCUGGAGGGGAUGUGGCAAAGUGGGGACAUUAAUUCAUUGCUGGUGGAGUUGUGAAUUGAUCCAACCAUUCUGGAGGGCAAUUUGGAACUAUGUCCAAAGGGCAAUAAAAGACUGUCUGCCCUUUGAUCCAGCCAUAGCACUGCUGGGCUUGUACCCCAAAGAGAUAAUGGACAAAAAGACUUGUACAAAAAUAUUCAUAGCUGCGCUCUUUGUGGUGGCCAAAAAUUGGAAAAUGAGGGGAUGCCCCUCAAUUGGGGAAUGGCUGAACAAAUUGUGGUAUAUGUUGGUGAUGGAAUACUAUUGUGCUAAAAGGAAUAAUAAAGUGGAGAAGUUCCAUGGAGACUGGAACAACCUCCAGGAAGUAAUGCAGAGCGAGAGGAGCAGAACCAGGAAAACAUUGUACACAGAGACUGAUACAUUGUGGUACAAUCGAAGGUGAUGGACUUCUCCAUUAGUAUCAAUGCAAUCCCUGAACAAUCUGCAGGGAUCUAAAAAAAAAAAUACUACCCACAAGCAGAGGAUAAACUGUGGGAAUAAAAACAUCGCUGAAAAGCAACUGCUUGACUACAGGGUUGGAGGAGAUAAGACUGAGGAGAGACUCUAAAUGAACACUAUAAUGCAAACUCCAACAACAGGGAAAUGGGUUCGAGUCAAGAACACAUGUGAUAACCAGUGGAAUCAUGCGUCGGCUAUGGGAGA